AUGGCCAAUACAGUGUUGGCAAUGUUUGUAAGAUUCGACGCUUUUGUCUUUCUGCUGACCGUUGGGCUGCGCCAUGAAAAGCGCCGCGACAAUGUCCUGACAUGCUUCAAGUGCCUGCGCACCUCUGAGAGCUGGUCCAUGGCGCUGCGGGGCUCCCUGAAGUUUCGAAAAGCGCUGAAAGACGCGCCCGACGACUUUCGCCUGCAAGUCCUCGAUGCGGCAGAUGCUGCGGAACUGCAGUUUCUGCUCAGCCGCGAGAAAAGGAGGAAAGCCAGGAAAAGUGCGAAGGCGGCGGAGACCAAGGCAGAGGCCAACGAGGAUGCCCCUGUGCCGUGCGAAACUGGCAUCGCCGAGUCCGUCGUGCCUCAGGAGGAUGCGCUAGCGGAGAAUUCCGUCUCCCAGUCUAUGCCCAGCAUCGACCUGCCAGUGACCGAGUCCAAAGAUUCAGUCCCUCCAGAGGACCUUCUUGCCGAGAACUCCGUCUCUCUUGCCGAAAACUCUGUUUCUCAGUCAAAUCCCAGCGUGGAGUUGCCCAUCGUCAGCCGCACUUGUGGUGAGGCCGCUUCUGGGAACGCCCCAGCCUGCAGCAGUGCCUGCUGGACCCAGAGGCCUCCCCGACCCGACGUGGCGCCCAACUUUGCAGCGACCACGCCCACGCCGCAGCGCGUCCGCAACUUUGGAGGUGGCACUCCAGCAAAUAUGACCUCUCCGAGCCCUGCUUCCGUCUCAAAACGGCGAGAUGCCCGGCGAGCCCGCGACUUCGAAGAGCUUGGCCCUCGAUGUCCCAAUGGCAAGGGCCUGACGCGCGAGGCCAUGAUGAGGGAGGGGGAAGAGCGACGACGGGCUGCGCGAAGCGGUUCUGCAACGCCCGGCUCUUUGCGACGUCUUCUCUCGCGAGGUGCGGCCUCUCCCAAGCCAGACGCCUCGCCAAAAUGCGAUACUCCGAGUAGCUUGCUGGGCAGGAUGCGAGAGAAGCUCCUCCCAAGCCGACCGGCCACACCCAGUCCCGCUGCGAUGUCCAGCCGUCGUGCAGCCCCCCGUGACUACAGCCGAGAUCGCUUUUCGGGUGCUUGA
Symbiodinium sp. CCMP2592 is the source of this 1074-nucleotide messenger RNA. The record is from the annotation of a GenBank genome assembly. NCBI's taxonomy places the organism in Eukaryota, Dinophyceae, Suessiales, Symbiodiniaceae.